Messenger RNA from Capsicum annuum, 1665 nucleotides. Its product is annotated as peroxidase 44-like. Gene Ontology annotation, biological process: response to oxidative stress; hydrogen peroxide catabolic process. The record is from RefSeq and is a predicted model, not a curated record. Gene Ontology annotation, molecular function: heme binding; peroxidase activity. The transcript has 2 exons. Lineage: Eukaryota; Viridiplantae; Streptophyta; Magnoliopsida; Solanales; Solanaceae. The coding region runs from base 68 to 1399 and encodes 443 amino acids.
UUGUGGCUUCUUUGCUCAUUGUCAAAAUUUAAAUCUGAUCAAGGAGUGGUAUUCUUUCUUAGGCGGGAUGAUGGACAAGAAGAUAUUAUUAUUACUGUUUUUCUUCUGCAUUAGUCUGCACCUAGCAGCAAUUGUAUCUGCUCAACUUCAAGUUGGUUUCUACAAUACUAAAGCUAGAUGUCCACGAGCAGAAACCAUAGUUCGAGAUACGGUGCGAAGCCGGUUCGUGAAGGAUCGUUCCAUCACAGCUGCGUUGCUGCGGAUGUAUUUUCAUGACUGCUUCGUGAGGGGUUGCGAUGCAUCCAUACUGAUAGACUCCAAAAACACAAAGAACAAAAAGUCAGAAAAAGAUGCAGGAGCAAAUGGAUCAGUACGAGGAUACGAGCUGAUUGAUCAAAUAAAGAGUAAAUUAGAGGCUAUGUGUUCUAUGACAGUCUCCUGUGCGGACAUCAUUGCAUUAGCCACCCGAGAUGCAGUGGCAUUAGCUGGAGGACCGAGCUACAACAUACCCACAGGAAGGCGCGAUGGACUAGUGUCAGAUCCAUCACAAGUAAACCUACCGGGCCCUAGCUCAAACGUUCAACAAGCAUUCCAAUCUUUCAGAAGUAAAGGGAUUACAAUAAAUGAGAUGGUGACUCUUUUAGGUGGCCACACAGUGGGAAUUACACAUUGUAGUUUGUUUCAAGGUGAUAGGUUAUCAAGGGCGGAUGGUAGCAUGGAUCCCAAAUUGUUUAGCAGUCUUAGAAAGACAUGUGCUUCCAGGGGUGACCCAUCAGUGUUCUUGGACCAAAACACUUCAUUCAUUGUCGAUAACUCGUUCUACAAACAGUUGAGAUUGAAGAAAGGGAUAUUGAAGGUUGAUCAAUUACUUGCAUCAGAUAAAUCAACUGCUGGGAUUGUCGCGAAUUUCGCUUCUAAUCCAAGAGCCUUCCAACAGGCUUUCGCAAAUGCAUUGAUCAAGUUGGGUAACACUCAAGUUCUGGUGGGGAAAUCAGGAGAAAUCAGAAAAGAUUGUAGGGCUUUUAAUCCUCCUUCUCCACCACCACCUAAAGUUUCCAUUCCUCCUCCUCCAAAGAUCUUAAAAAGUCCUCCUCCUCCUCCACCACCAAAGGUUUCAGUUUCUACAACUCCUCCACCGCCGCCAAAGGUUUCAUUUUCUCCUCCCCCACCACCACUGACGAAAGUUUCAGUCUCUCCUCCUCCACCACCUCCAAAGGUUUCAGUUUCUACAACUCCUCCACCACCGCCGAAGGUUUCAUUUUCUCCUCCUCCUCCUCCUUCACCACCAAAGGUUUCAGUUUCUCCUCCUUCUCCACCACCACCAACUAACCUUUUAAGUUCUCCUCCUCCUUCUCCACCUCCUCCAGUUUUCACUAGUCCAUUGCUCCCAGAAGCUUAACACGGCUAGCUCCCUUCUACCUUCAGCUUUGCGAGCUCCACCGUUGUCAACUGCCGGUGUAGUACUUUUUCCUUCAAUUAAUUUUGAGUACGUAUGUCCUUCCUUGAUUUGUUUGUUGUUGGUUUCCAUUAGUUUUUUUUUUUUUGGAAAAAUAAUCAAAUGCUUUAUUUUUUAUUAUUUUCGCGAGAACUGGUCCUACGAUUGGUUUACAUGUGAGUUAAUCUAUACUUGUAUCAGUGAGUGAAUGUCAUAUUCUUACUUUUAUU